This is a messenger RNA of Aspergillus campestris IBT 28561, 518 nucleotides long. RefSeq lists its product as uncharacterized. The record is from RefSeq and is a predicted model, not a curated record. The transcript has 2 exons. Lineage: Eukaryota; Fungi; Ascomycota; Eurotiomycetes; Eurotiales; Aspergillaceae. Bases 93 to 518 code for a protein of 141 amino acids.
CAAUUAUUCUUUAAUCACUUGAGAAUCGACUACCACCUACUACCCCAUCCACCCUCUGAUUCAUCCACAUCCGUCUACAUCCAUCAACCAUCAUGUCUUCCACCAUCGAUCCCACCGGCCAGGACAUUCGCAAGGCCGAGUCCAAGGUCUCUCAGGCGCACGGUGGCAACCCCCCCAAGGAGUCCGACGUCUCCGCCUUGAAGUCCCACAUCAGCCAGACCACCGACAAGAAGAAGGAUAUCGAGCAGACCAAGGCCAACCUUCCUCUACCCGAGCAGCCCCCAGUCGCCAGUGACUGGUCGUCGGCCGACGCGCGAACCGUCAACGUUGGCUCCGGUCGCACCGAAGGCCCCGUUUCUGGAGAAGCCAACAGCGCUCUGAGGGAACCGGCGACUGCAGGAAGUAGCGUGCGCGAGUCGGGGAGCGAAUUGCACAAGAACACUGCGCCCACGUCCAAUGUUGGACGCCAGGGCAAGGAUAACCUCGACGGUCUUCCCAAGGAUGCCCUUGCUCGGUAA